This is a messenger RNA of Balearica regulorum gibbericeps (East African grey crowned-crane), 9204 nucleotides long. Lineage: Eukaryota; Metazoa; Chordata; Aves; Gruiformes; Gruidae. The record is from RefSeq and is a predicted model, not a curated record.
GCCUUUGCACAAUUUGAUGCUGAAGGAGAUGGCACAGUAGAUGUGGAGAAUAUGCUGGAGGCUCUCAAGAAUUCCAGUGGAGCUAAUCUUCAAGGGGAGCUUAGCCAUGUCAUCAGGCAACUGCAAGCUUGUUCACUAGUUCCAGGUUUUAUUGAUAUAUUUUCUGAAUCGAAAGAGCGUCUUGGUCUUCAUGCCUCAAUGAUACUGAGAUUCUUGCACCGGAAUCGGAUUUCUAGUACUGCCAUCCCUUACCCAGUGUUGGAGUACUUCAACAAUAUCUGUACUAUGCGGUCUUCUGUGCUGAAGGAUUCUUUAGAUCGACUUCUUCUAAAAGAGAGAGAAUACCCCAGUGACUUGAAUAGUAAUCAGGAGCUGGACAAACUGAAGUCUGUCACAAAGUGCUACACUCACAUAGAAACCUCGUCCAAUUCUGCUGAUAUUGAUAAGAUGACAAAUGGAGAAACCACAUCCUUCUGGCAGUCGGAUGGGAGUGCUCGCUCACAUUGGAUACGUUUAAAGAUGAAACCAGAUGUUGUUUUGAGACAUCUGUCCAUUGCGGUGGCAGCCAAUGACCAGAGUUACAUGCCACAGCAAGUUACGGUGGCAGUGGGAAGGAAUGCCAGCAGUCUUCAGGAGGUCCGAGACGUUCACAUUCCCAGCAAUAUCACUGGCUACGUAACACUGUUGGAAAACGCUAACAUUAGUCAGAUGUAUGUACAGAUAAACAUCAAGCGUUGCCUUAGUGAUGGAUGUGACACUAGAAUCCAUGGACUCAGGGCCGUUGGUUAUCAAAGAGUUAAGAAGGUGGGCGUCUCUGUGUGCGAUGCUUCCGCUAUCUGGUACUGGUCUCUGCUGACCUCCCUCGUAACAGCUUCCAUGGAAACAAAUCCCGCAUUCGUUCACACUAUUUUACAAAAUACUCAGAAAGCACUGCAACACAUGCCACCUCUAUCCCUAACACCGGGCUCUACAGAGUUUUCAAGCUUCUUAUCUCCAAAUGUUUUGGAAGAAGUUGAUAGCUUCCUUAUAAGAAUAACAAGUUGUUGUACUACUCCGGAGGUUGAACUUACACUCUUGGCCUUUGCCUUGGCCAGGGGGAGUGUUGCUAAAGUGAUAAGUUCCCUCUGUACAAUCACCGAUCAUCUGGACACUCCGUACAAGGCUUCAUCCCUUAUUGCUUCCAUGGCAACAGUUAGACAGAACCUGCUGUAUAAAUACGGAAAACUAUUACGACUAACUUUGCAAGCAUGUGAUGUAAAGGGAAAAGAAGAUAAAUCAGGGCCUGAAAACCUCCUUGUAGAGCCAUGGACUGGGGAUGGUUUUCUUACUGAAACUGGGAAGACCAGAGCAAGUAUCAUUCUUUCUACUGGAACUGAAUCUUCAUUUCAAGUGACACAAAUUAGAAUAAAGGUCCGAAGAGGCGCCAUUGGGGCCCAGUGCGGGCUGGUGUUUGCUUAUAAUAGUGCUUCGGAAAAGUUCCACGCAGAGGAACACUUCAAAAGAUUUGAAAGCUAUGACAAAUGGAAGCUGCAGGAAUUCAAACAAUUUUUAAAAAACAGAAGCAGUUGUUCCUGUGAUGAUUUGGGGGAUGAUGAUCCUAUUGGCUGGUUUGAAGUGGAAGAAGAAUGGGAUGAAGUUGACGUCAAAAUGCAACAAUGCAGAAUUUCCCAAUACUUGAUGAUAAAGUUCUUGUGCACGAGACAAGACACAGCAGAACGGCUCGGGGUUCAAGGCCUGAAUGUUCUUGGCUACCUUCGGCCUAUGCGAGAUGAGCCCAAUAGGAGCAUGAACUGUUUGCAGUGCAGGAAAACUGAUGAUGAUACUGUUUGUGGCACAACUCUUCUCCUGAAGACACUUCAUUUCAUCCAGCAGCUGGCACAGGACCUGGUUCAACAGAAGGAGAGUGGAUUAAAAUACAAGUCAUUUUUAGAUUUCACAGGCCUUGAUUUGCAGCUGUUCUGGAAUUUUUACAGUAAACUUCACCAAAACCCUAGGGAGGAAUGCAUCUUUGCUCAAACACUGCUAUUGCAGCUUCUCCAGAGCUGCUUCUCUGUACUUACUGGUGACAAUAAAACUGCUAAACCUCAAGAAACUUCUCAGAGCAAAACAUCUGGUCACACAGAAGCUGCGGAAGAGCUUUAUAGACAUCUGUGUGAAGUAGUGGAUAUGCGAGACAGUAACUUCAUGCCAAUGAAAAUGCUAAAAGAGGAAGUUAGGAACACCUUACUCAGCGGAGCAGCAAUCUUUUUCCCAGAUAGACAGACCAGGCGACACCAGCUCUUCACCAUGAUGAAAAACAUCACAGAGCAAGAACAUAAGCAAUCUGUACAUCUUGCCUUCAGAUCCUUGUGUACCCACUUCAGUGAUCAGGAUCCAGGUGGACUCCUGUUAUUACCAGAGAAAGGAGAUUCAGCAAAUUUUGACAUAAGUGAAGUGCUAUCAGUCAUGGAUACCCUUCUGCUAGUGGCGGCAAGAGAGUGUGAAAUGAUGAUGCUGGAUGUUGCACAGCAGGAGAGUGGCACAGUCUUGUCUUCCUUAUUCUGGUCUGUUCAAGGUAGCCUGCUUUCAUGGUGCUACCUGCAACUUAAGGGUAGCGAUAAUUCAGCCAAGGAUCUUGCUGUAGAAAUACUUAAAAACUAUGUGGGCCAGUUCCUGUCAAAUAUCAGAACGAUUUUGCAGUCACUUUUAUCUCAAUAUAGUGGCAAAACAAUAGUAGAAAAAAUAAGUAACUCUGUCUUUGCUAUGGCAACUCGUCAGCUGGUCGUCAUCUUGUUGGAUUUUUGCACUUUAGACAUUCCAUACUGUACUCUGCUACAGGGAUUCAGCACUUUGAUAGAACCAUUGAAAAGCCUUUGUAGUGAGCCUCAUAAGAUGGAAAUGGAAAGCUGGCAGCAAGAGCAGCCUGUAGUAUUGCGAACGUGGACAAUGGAAUCGCCUCAUAAUUAUGAAAAUAAUUGCCAUGAGGUCUCAGUCUUCCUAUGUCAUGGGGCAACUUACUUUGAGGUGGAGUUUGAUGAGAAAUGUGAAACCGAAAGGAGGUAUGAUUACCUGGAGUUUACCGAUGCCAGAGGUGCUAAAACUCGUUACGAUACAAAGGUUGGCACUGAGAAGUGGCCUAAGAAAGUGACCUUUAAGGCUGGCCCACGGCUGCAGUUUCUCUUUCACUCUGACAGCAGUAAUAAUGAGUGGGGCUACAAGUUUUCCGUCACUGCUUAUGGCCUACCAGAUGUUGCCGUUUCUUGGGGCUUGGAUUUACAGCUUCUUGUAUCCCGGUUGAUGGGGCGCUUGGCUUCCCGAAGUAUGGCGCUGAAAUCUCUACGAGAACUAGGUAGUGAUGCAGACUUGCCUCCUUUGAAAGUAACAUCAGUUCUUAAUUCUCCUCUGUGGAAACCUGUCUUCAGGCACCAGAUGUGUCCUGAGACACUCCCGGGAACCAGUCAGAGCCGUAGACUGCACCAAGAUAAAAAAGAGGCUAGGAGCUGUCACCAAGAUGACUGCCGUAACUUUCUUAUUGACUUUGCAAAAUCAGAUCCUGCCCAGGACUUUAGCGGGCAAAAAUCUGAACUUUUCAAAGGAUUUAUACAGGCAUGUAAAAAACAGGCCCCAAAGACAGAUAUAGUUGCUGGUUCAACUGUUGAUCAAGCUGUGAACUCGACAUUUGCUGCUUUGGUGUAUCUGACUCCAGAUUUAUAUGAGAAGCUUCAAAAAUAUGUCAACAGUGGAGGCAAGGUGCCUUUGAGUGAUGAGUUUGCACAAGUAUAUUCCCUGGCUGAUUCAAUUAGAAUAUGGAUGUUGGAAAUGAAGCAGAAAUCCCUGAUGGGUAGAGGAAAUGAUACUGAGGAGAAGCAGAACGCAGAAGCGAGUGAGGUGAACCCAGAAACUCUUGCAAAACUUUGUAUGCAGAAGAGCCUUCUGUUACUGAAUUUUUUGCCUGUAAGAGCAAAGACGAAAGUUUCUGCUUCAGGCAGUUUGGAAGCCCAAGACAUUGAUGAUAUCCAACAGUAUGUCAGUGAUAAAUGCCAAAGAAAAGGUUCUGUUGUGGACACAGACUUCCAGGCAGCACAUUCAUUGCCUUCCAAUGGAGUAACUCAUCCUGUUUCAAAAGAGGGGGGCCAAAUGACACAAUCUGAUACGAAGAUUAAACAAGUUCCAGAUCCCCUCAAAACAGAAGAAGCAUCUGCAUUUCAUAGUAAGCCUGUUGAGAAUACAGCUUCACAGCAAGAAGAUAUAUCAUCACCUCCUUCCACUCCUACACGAAAAUCUCAGUUCAGCCGUGGAAGACUAAGGCUGCUGUCUUUCAGAUCAAUGGAAGAGCCAAGAGCUGUGCCUACUGUGAAGGAGAAAUAUCCUAUAUUGAAAAACAUAUUAGACUUCAUUAAGGAUCAAUCACUUUCACAUGAAAGUGUUUUAAAGGUUCUUGCUUUGAGAAAAUCCCAAGGGCAAAGUAUUAUGGAAGUGCUGAAGACAAUCCGCCAGUGCCUUGACUCGCUUGGGCAACCACACUGUUUUCAUCCACCAUGUGUACUAUUUCUGUUAGAACUUCUAGCCUGUCAGAAAGAUUUUACAAACUAUUUUGGAAACUUGGAAGGUUGUGGUGCUGAGCUACACAAAGAGAUUCGAGAGUCCUACUACCAGCUUGUUUUGUUCCUGGUAAAUUCUGUGAAGGGAUUUAGUACCAUUAAUGACAGAUCAUUGCUUCCUGCCUUAUCAUGUGUGCAGACGACUCUCCUUCACCUUUUGGAUAUGAGUUGGGAACCAAGUGACCUUUCCUUCUUUGUUGAGAUUCAGUUACCCCAUCUUCUUAUGGCUACAUCACAAGAAAACAUAAGUAUUCAUGACAGUGUGAUUUGUCAGUGGAGUGAAGAAGACGAAAUUGCAGACUACAAGCAAAACUGUGAGUGGAUGGAUGAAUGUCAGGAUGUAAUGUUUGAGACCUGGUAUGAAAAGAUAGCUCAAGCUGACCCAGAGAAGCAGAGAAAGAUGCACAUGUUUGUUGCUCGUUACUGUGACCUCUUAAAUGUGGACAUAUCCUGUGAUGGCUGUGAUGAAAUUGCACCGUGGCAUCGCUACCGCUGUCUGCAAUGUAAUGACAUGGAUCUGUGUAAAACUUGUUUUCUUGGUGGAGUUAAACCCGAAGGACACGAGGAUGACCAUGAAAUGGUUAACAUGGAGUAUGCCUGUGAUCACUGUCAAGGAGUUAUCAUAGGUCGGAGAAUGAACUGCAACGUGUGUGAUGACUUUGACCUUUGCUAUGGAUGCUAUGCUGCAAAGAAAUACUCUGACAGUCACUUGCCCACUCACAGCAUCACAGUGUACCCGAUGGUGACUAUUCGAAUCAGUGACCGACAGAGGCUCAUCCAGCCAUAUGUCCACAAUUAUUCCUGGCUGUUGUUUGCAGCUUUGACUCUCUACAGUGCAGAUCUGGCAAAUGGGGAGGAAGUAGAAGGGGAGAAACUAGAUUCACAGGUCCUCAGUCAUGCCAGAGUUCUGCAACAUCAGUGCAUACAGCUCAUCGGAGACUGCUUGAUGAAAGCACAGCACGGAAAAGGUCUGAAAAAUUUAGCUCUCCUCUGCAUGUUACCAGAAGGUGAAUCCUUCUCAGAGAACGACACUGUUUCAGUCAGUCCUCCAACAGAUGGUGCUCCAAAAAGUCAUACUGGUGAUAAAGCAGUGAAGGGAAGAGAUGAGAAACCAAGCACAGGCUCUUUUAUGCAUUGUAAUGGGAAAGGAGAUGCUCGCAAUGAAAUCCAGUCUCCUGCAGAAGAUAAAGGAGGAAAACAAGGAAGUGAAAGCAAAGCUGUCUCUGCAAAGAAAGCUGUUUUGAGACAAGAGUCAGACUUGUCUGUGGAUGAUAAUCUUUCUCCAACAGGAGAUGACUGCCUCUUGGAGGAUUCAGCCCAGAAACAAGCAGAGAAGGUUUUAAUACCUAGCCAGGAGCAAGUUUUUGCUGAAUGCUCUCAGAAGAGGAUUCUAGGAUUGCUGGCAGCUAUGUUACCACCUUUCAAAUCGGGCUCCACAAUGUCUUUGAUUAACCUGGAACAAAUACUUCCACUGAUGUUUCAGGUCGUAAUCUCAAACGCGGGCCACCUAAAUGAAACUUAUCAUUUAACAUUGGGACUUCUGGGCCAGUUAAUCCUGAGACUUAGGCCUGCAGAAGUGGAUGCUGCAGUGGCUAAAGUCCUUUCAGCCAAAAAUAAUCUGUUUGCUGCGGGAGAUGGGUCUACAGUGCCAGAAGGCUGGAAGACAACUCAUCUUCUGUUCAGUCUGGGAGCUGUGUGUUUAGACAGUCGUGUAGGUCUGGACUGGGCAAGCUCCAUGGCAGAUAUUCUUCGAUCUUUGAACUCUUCUGCGCAGUGGCAUAAUGUGAUCGCUGCUUUCACUGACCAUUGCAUUAAGCAACUGCCCUUCCAGCUAAAGCACACCAAUAUCUUCACUUUAUUGGUGCUGGUUGGGUUUCCUGAGGUGCUGUGUAUGGGGACUCGUUCUGUGUACAUGGAUAAUGCUAAUGAGCCUCAUAACGUGAUCAUCCUGAAGCAUUUCACAGAGAAAAACAGGGCAGUUGUAGUAGACAUCAAAACCCGAAAGAGAAAAACAGUGAAAGACUACCAGUUGAUUCAGAAGUGCGGACAAGAAGGCAGUGAUCCCCAGACCCAGCUGAGACAGUACCUCCAGCACUUCGUUCUUAUAUCCACGCACCUCCUGCAAACCAGCAUGGACAGUAGCUAUGCUGAGGCAGUGGAAGCAACUUGGGUCUUGUCACUCGCUCUAAAGGGGCUUUACAGAACACUUAAGAUUCAUGGUUUUAAGGAGAUCCAAGCUGCCUUUCUUCAGUCUGGUUUACUCAAGCUUCUAGUGAAGAAAUGUAGCAAAGGAACUGGCUUCAGUAAGACCUGGCUUCUCAGAGACUUGGAGAUUUUGUCAAUCAUGCUGUAUUCCUCAAAGAAAGAGAUCAGUUCCUUAGCUGAACGUGAGGAUACUGAACUGGAAGAAAGGGAACAAGAUCAAGAUGUGGAGCAACCCAUUGUCGGUCCUGUUGAUUUAGAGCAGAACAAACUUGAUCCUCUGGAGGGUUUGGAUGAAGCCACCAAAAUAUGCUUCUUGAUGACACAUGAUGCACUUAAUGCCCCUCUCCAUAUUCUUCGAGCCAUGUAUGAGUUGCAAAUGAAAAGAACAGAUUCUUUUUUCCUGGAAGUUCAAAAGAGGUUUGAUGGGGAUGUAAUUACAACAGAUGAGAGGAUCCGAACGCUGGCUCAGAAAUGGCAACCCAGCAAGCGUCUGAGGUUGGAGGAGCAGAGUUCAAAAGCAGUAGAUACAGAUAUGAUCAUCUUACCCUGUUUGUCAAAGCCUGCGCUCUGUGAUAAAGCAACAGAAGAAACCAAUCCAGUUGCCCAGAAACUGAUAACCAACACAGAGAGUGAUCUACAGCUUAGUUACGCCAAGCAACGCCGCACGAAGAGUUCAAUACUCUUGCACAAGGAGCUGGACUCCAGAAGUAAAAAGGCUGUGAGGGACUACCUGUAUCGUGUAAAUGAGGCAACUGCUGUUCUUUAUGCCAGGCAUGUGCUGGCAUCAUUGUUAGCCGAGUGGCCAGAUGAUGUGGCAAUAAAUGAGGAAAUCCUUGAUCUUAGUGGCCCAGCCCAUAUGACAUACAUACUGGACAUGCUUAUGCAGCUAGAGGAAAAGCAAUUAUGGGAAAAAAUUCUACAGAAAGUACUGCAUGGGUGCAGUGAGAGCAUGCUAGGAACAAUGGCGUUGACAGCUUGCCAGUUCAUGGAGGAACCUGGAAUGGCAGUCCAAACACGUGAAUCUAAACAUCCUUACAACAACAAUACUAAUUUUGAGGAUAAAGUUCACAUUCCCGGUGCUAUCUACCUCUCAAUCAAAUUUGACUCUCAGUGUAAUACAGAAGAAGGCUGUGAUGAGUUGCUCAUGUCUAGCAGCAGUGAUUUCCAGCAGGAUCGGCACAGCUUCAGUGGAUCUCCGCAGAAAUGGAAUGAUUUUGAGCUUCCAGGAGACACACUCUAUUACCGAUUUACCUCUGACAUGAGUAACACUGAGUGGGGUUAUAAGUUUACAGUGACAGCUGGUCAUCUUGGAAGGUUCCAGACAGGGUUUGAAAUUCUAAAGCAGAUGCUCUCUGAGGAAAGGGUAGUUCCUCACCUCCCACUGGCCAAAAUCUGGGAAUGGCAGGUCGGGGUAGCAUGCCGUCAGACUGGUCACCAGCGUUUGAAGGCAAUCCACUUGCUCUUGAAGAUAGUGCAGUGCAGCGCCCAGAGGGACUGUGACCUCACCUUGUUGAAGCCGCUUUGGCAGCUUUUCACCCAUAUGGAAAACAACUUGUGUCAUGACAUGACCAAGCCUGGUAUUCUCCUUCCUCUUCAUCGUGCACUUGCAGAACUCUUCUUCGUUACAGAAAACAGAGUUACUGAGCUUGGAUCUCUACAGGAGUAUUUGCUUGCCUUAAAUACUGAAGAUCAUCUUCAUCGCUGCACAGCACAGGCCCUGAAAAACAUUGCUGCUAUCAGCCUUGCCAUUAACUAUCCGAACAAAUCAACAAGUUUCUGGAAUGUUUAAUACUGGCUCAGGCCGGAGUGCAUGGGAUAGAGUAGUUUGUCCAUAGGAACCUUGGAACAAACAUCUUAACUCCGUUCAGGAAAAGUUCCUUCAGCUUCAGUAUAUGAGCACUCUGCAGCCUUCCUUCCUUCCACCUUGAUGUAGAAUUUGUAAAAGUAAAAGCGCACUUCAAUGACAAAGCACAUCUUGAAGUAACUCAUGCGUCGCCUACAGUUAUGUAUGCACAUAUUGUAGCAUGUUAGAGUAAACAGAACAAUAUUUUUUUUUUAUUGAGAGGAAGUAAACAAAAGAAGGUAGCUGAAGUAUGAGAAUGAAGGCCCCCGCGUUCGUAUCAUCUGCUCCCAAGGAAACUUGAUUGAUGGAACGUGACAGCUUUGAAAAUAUCGCUGAGCUCGGAGUGAUGCCGUCAGCAGCAUCUAUUCUAUAUCAUUGAAGUGAAAUAGGCAAACCGGAAUCUGGCGGGCUGAUACAGAAAUGGUCCACACUUGAAUCCUGUCAUGUUUACUUUUGCUUUGAAGGCUACUACCCAAGGAAAAGAACUUUAAUUUUUACUAAACUACAGGUUGUAAAACAAAUUCUGAUUCACAUAGCAGUUAAAGGAUUCCAGUUUCAGAGCAUCCUCAUCCAAGA